Rhincodon typus (whale shark) is the source of this 7215-nucleotide messenger RNA. RefSeq names its product tight junction protein ZO-3-like. The transcript has 21 exons. Gene Ontology annotation, cellular component: plasma membrane; bicellular tight junction. The record is from RefSeq and is a predicted model, not a curated record. Gene Ontology annotation, biological process: positive regulation of blood-brain barrier permeability; protein localization to cell-cell junction; establishment of endothelial intestinal barrier. Lineage: Eukaryota; Metazoa; Chordata; Chondrichthyes; Orectolobiformes; Rhincodontidae. The coding region runs from base 91 to 2988 and encodes 965 amino acids. Gene Ontology annotation, molecular function: cell adhesion molecule binding.
GAGUGGCAAAUGAGUUACCCAAAUAUCGGGAAACACAAUCAGGAGGACAGAGAGAAACCGAGUCAGGAAAUAUGAGAAGAUAAUUGCAAAAUGGCUGUCAGAUUUCAAGAAGCGUUUGUAGAAAUGGAAGAAACUCUGAUAUGGGAGCAGCACACAGUGUUGAUAAAUCGGGAUUCGAAGAUCGGAUUUGGUAUUGCAAUAUCUGGAGGAACAGACAAACCCAACAGUACCACUGGGGAAACUGCCAUUCUUGUUUCAGAUGUUGUUCGAUCUGGACCAGCUGAAGGGAAGAUUAUGAUAAAGGACAGGAUUGUUAUGGUGAAUGGUGUUUCCAUGGACAAUGUGACCUCUUCUUUCGCCAUUCAGAAUCUAAAGCGUUCUGGCAAAUCUGUGAACAUAACGGUGAAGAGGCCCCGUAAAAUACAGAUUCCUGUGACUAAUGCAGCACCAGCUGCCAGCUAUUAUUCCAGUCGACCAGACUAUGCACAUGACGAUGCCUCUGAUGAAGAUGAGGACUAUGAUCCAGCUGACAGGAGAUUGAGAAGGAUUCAGAACCAAAAUCUGUACCACGGUGACUCCCAUCACAAUAAUGACUAUGACCAGGAUUCCAGCAGAAACUACAGCUAUGACCGAAGUCCCAGCCCCUCAAGGAGCUAUGAUCGAAGUCCCAGCCCCUCAAGGAGCUAUGACCGAAGCCCCAACCCCUCAAGGAGCUAUGACCGAAGCCCCAACCCCUCAAGGAGUUAUAACUAUCAACACAACCACCGGGAUCACAGUGCUAGGAGGGUUAGACGAGAACACAACCCAAGUGGAAGUUACCAUGAUGAGUUUGAUGAUGAUGAUAUGCAUUACGUUCGGGCUAGGAAACCCAUCAAGAGUUGCCUUUUUAAAAGUAAUGCUAAUGAAGAAUACGGCUUGAGGUUGGGGAGUCAAAUUUUCAUUAAACACAUGUCAUCGGAUGGCCUUGCUUCAAAGGAAGGGGUCUUAAAGGAGGGAGACAUUAUACUAAAGAUUAAUGGUGUAGUAACUGAGAAUAUAUCACUGGAAGAUACGAGGACACUAAUUGAGAAGUCAGAGGGGGAGCUGAGGUUGGUGAUCCUACGAGAUAAUGAACAGUUUCUGAUCAAUGUUCCUGAACUGGUGGACAGUGAGGAAGAUAGCCUGGAAGAAUUUUCAGACAUUGAGUCUGAACGUACAGAUUCACCAAGUGAUAAUCGGUCAAAACAUAUUUUGGUGGAUCCUCCCAACACAAGGAAGAGUAAUGGAAGCCUGAAGCCAAACACAAAACCAGUGUCAGAGAUAGAUGUCAGUCCUACAGCUCCCAAACCCCGUCAUGAUGCAGUUGUUGAUGAGCGAACAUAUGCUGCUCCUAUAAAGACUUCAAACACAAGCCCACAGGAUGGAUAUAAUGUUGGCUACAGUCCUGACAUGAAAGUGGCGAGGUUUGUCAAGGAUGCCAGUGUUGGCCUGCAGCUGGCUGGAGGCAAUGAUGUUGGAAUAUUCGUAUCUCGAGUUCUGGAUGAUAGUCCUGCAGCCAGACAGGGAAUCCAGAAAGGAGACCAGAUUCUGCAGGUGAACAAUGUCAACUUCCAAAACCUCACCCGUGAAGAGGCAGUUUUGCUCAUGUUAGAUAUCCCGAAAGGAGAGCUGGUGGAGAUUAAAGCUCAGAGGAAGGAGGGCAUUUAUCAGAAGAUGAUCAACUCAAAUGUUGGAGACUCCUUCUACGUACGAACACACUUCGACCAUGAGGUAGAAGGAACACAGGAACUAAGCUUCAGGAGAGGUGAGGUUUUCCGAGUUGUCGACACCAUGCACAAAGGGAAGUUGGGAGCGUGGUAUGCCGUGAGAAUUGGCCAAGACUUCAAGGAACAGGACAAAGGCACCAUCCCCAGCAAGAACAGGGCUGAACAAAUUGCCAAAGCUGAAAUUACUCAGAAAGCUUCAUCCAGUUCAUCAAGUGGAGCACGGGCAGAAUUCUGGAGAAUGCGUGGCCUGAGAGGUGCAAAGAAAAACAUAAGGAAGAGCAGAGAUGACCUUUCAGCAUUGACUAUUCAGGGCAAAUAUCCCCCCUAUGAAAGGGUUGUUCUGAGAGAAGCCCCUUAUAAAAGGCCUGUUGUGAUUCUUGGACCAAUUUCUGAUAUUGCUACUCUGAAACUGGCCAGCGAUCUUCCUGACCAGUUUGAACUUGCCCAAAUGGUACAGAGGAAUUCCGAAGAAGCAGGAUCAUCCUCUGUCAUCAAACUUGAAACUGUACGGCUAAUAGCUCAAAAGAACAAACAUGGCCUACUUGAUAUCACACCUUCUGCCAUAGAGCGACUAAAUUACGUCAAGUGGUACCCGAUUGUGGUAUUCUUUAAUCCAGAGAACAAACAGGAAGUGAAAGCCAUGAGGCAGCACCUCUACCCUCAGUCAAGGAAAAGCUCCAAGAGUCUCUACAAUCAAGCUGUAAAGCUGAGGAAAUACUGGUCUCACCUCUUUACAGGUACAAUAAAUCUGAAUUCUGGUUCUAGUGCCUGGUAUGAAGCUUUGAAAGCAACAAUUAAGGAGCAGCAGACUCAGGCUGUGUGGUUUCCUGAAGAAAAGUCUGAAGAAACAGGGGCUGAGAACCUGGAACUGCUGAACCGAUCGACCAGCAUGAGCAUGGAUUACCUGAGCUGUGAUGAGAGCAGAGCAAACAGUGAUUACGAGGACACAGACGCAGAAGGCGGAGCUUACACAGAUAAUGAACUGGAUGACACACUAGAUGAGCCUGCAAUCAUUAGAUCUUCUGAACCAGUUAGGACUGAAGCAUCCCACAUCUCCAUGGAAGCAGCCCAUGAAGCACCAAUGGCCCACUCACAGAUCCAGCCUCAGGGUCAGUACAGGGAUCCUCAUUUCGCAAGGCUACAUAAACAGGAUCUCAAUGCAAUCACAUCCAGACGAGAUCUAAUCUACAGUUCGGAUGAAGAUGAUGAUGACGAAUGGAAUGGACCGGCCACUGAGUUAUAAACCAAGGCCCAUCAAACAACUCUUCUUGCACUGGAACAAUGUUUAAACAAUCAAAGGACAGUUCUACUGCUCUAAGCAGUAACUAAAUUUGUUUUUAACUCCUUCAUAAAUGAUUUAUUUUAAACAAACAUGACAUUGUUACGAUAAUUCCCACUUCUCAGUAAUUAGAAAAGAGGCAAGUGCUUUGACAUAUAUCAUAUCUCAGUUUCUGAAACACUAGGUGGAUUAAUGUAUCAUUCAGUAUGGUACGUGACAGGAUGUUUCCAUUCAAUCCUUGGUCUGUGUAUAGUUAACCGAGUACUGUGAAGUGAUUUUAGGGUUACACUUGGAUUCAUGCGCUACCUUUCCCUAAGUCCAGAAGGACAAAGCUGUCAAGGCUUCUGUUCUGGUAGUUAUUCAGCAGCUCCUGAUGGAAGGUACUUGUGUCAAUGUCACUUGCACUCUUUGUUGAUUUCACAGACCAAGAAUUAAACCUGAGACUCUCUGAAUCUUGUGCUUCUUAAUAGAAUCAUCUUCAUAAGACUUUCCAUCCACAUUUUUAUUGAAAACAAUCAAACUGUGCGAUCACAAAUAAGAACAAAAACAUGGGAAAUAUCAGCAGUUCAGGAGGCAUGGAGUAAAAUAGAAGUAGGAAAGUUGACGUUUCAGGUCGGGACCCAACAUGUUCUGAAGAAGAGUCCUGACCCGAAACGUUGACUUUCCUGCUCCUCUAAUGGUGCCUGACCUGCUGUAUUCCUCCAGCUUCACACUGUGUUGACUCUGACUCCAGCAUCUGCAGUUCUUACUAUCUUGGAGUAAAAUAGAAUACUCCUUUCAGUUUGAUGUCUUUUCAUCAAAGGAACUGCUGCCCAAAGUUUUCUUACAGAGGGUUUAUGAUUGUACUUUCACUGAACGGGAAGUUUCUGGUUUGUUUCGGUGAUAUGUUUAGAGUAAUGCACUGAGUUAUUUGCUAGAUGAUGCAAAUAAAAAUUAUUUUAGGAUUUUUUUUAUUAUGAAACACCCCACCAUACCAACAAUUGUGAAUACCCCACCAGCAUAAUUGAUGGCAGAGACUGAUGAAUAUUUCAGAUUCAAUCAUGGUGCAAUGUUUCUUUUGAUUCACUCGCAGCCUCAGUGCUGCUGGCAAGGCUAACAAUCAUCAGCCUUCCCUGACUGUCCUUGGGAAAAGCGAUAGUGAGCUACCUUCACCUCAGUCCAUCUGGCACAGAUACACCUGGGGAAGAAAUUCCAAGAUAUUUUCCCAGUGACAAUGAAGAAUGGUGAUAUAUUUCCAAGUCAGGAUAGUGCAUGGCUUGGAGGUGAAUUUGCAGGUGUUGGUGUUCCAAAGAAGGAUACUCAAAUAGUACUCAAUUUCUCUAUUCUACAUAGCCUCUCACUAUUCAACAAUCUCAGCAGGAAAGGGCACAUUAAGCGGCUGCAGUGAAAUAUAAACAGAAAAAUGCUGGAAAUAAUCAGUGGUUAGGCAGCAUUAUGUUUGAAAAGCAACAAAGUUAACAUGUCAAGUUGAUGGUACAGGCUUUAAGCAAGUACAGAAAAGGGAGGUCGCAGGCAGGAUGCCUAAAAAGACCAAACAACAAAAGGGAUGCUGAAGCAAGACAAGGGCAGGAUGAUGGAACAGGAAACUAAAAUGGAUCUAAAGGAGGUUUAAAUUUAGCUACUGUGUGAAAAUAUGAAAAGAGGUUAUAAGUUGAAAUUGUUGAACUCAAUGUUGAGUCCAGAAGGCUGGAAAAUGCCUAAUCGAAAGAUGAAAUGCUGUUCCUCAUUCAUAAUCUGAGUGUCAUUGAAAUAUAGAAGGUCAAGGAUGUAGGUCUGAGUGAGAAUUAGUUGGCAACUGAAGUGACUGCAUUCAAUAAUCAUACCUUCACAUCAAAUAUUCACAGAAACCUGAAGGAAAAGAAAUCAUGAAUAAAGAUCGAAAGAACUGCAGAUGCUGUAAAUCAGAGACAAAAACAGAAAUGGAAGAGUCACUGGACCUGAAAUAUUAACUCUAAUUUCUCUCCACAGAUACUGCCAGAUCUGCUGAGCUUUUCUAGCAACUUCUAUUUUUGUCUCUGGAAAUAAAUCAUGAGUUAAUCCAAUGUGAAGAAAUGACAAAUAUAUUUCGAAGUCAGGAUGGUGUGUGGCUUGGAAGAUGACUUGUAGGUGUUGGUUUUCCAAUACAUCUGCUGUCCUUUUCCUUCUAGAUGGUAGAGUUUGGAAGUUUGGAAGGUGAUGCUAAAGGAGCUUGAACAUGUGCUACAGUGUAUAGUACACAUAGCUACCACUCUCCUUGAUGUAGUGGAUAGUGUGUCCUUGAUAAUUUCAACCUUCUUGCAUGUUGUUGGAACUGCACACAUCCAGGCAAGUAAACAAUAUUCCAUCACACUCCUGACUUAUGUCUUAUGGAUGGCAGAUAGGCUUUCGGAAGACAGAAAGUGAGUUAAUCACCACAAAAUUCUCAGUUGAGUACACGAGUUGGAACAUCUUACUGCUUCCAAGUUUAACAUUUUUUUUGUCCAAACUUUCACCUAGUCAAUUUAAUUUGAAUUUUGACAUGAUAAACAAUGCUUGAAUAAAGGAAUAACAGGUAUGCUGAGGCUGUACGCAGCCUGAAACAGUGAACUCGGUUUGUGCUCAGUUCGGCCAAUAACAAACAAUGCCAACUGCAUUGCAACCCUUUAUCCUAUGGUAAAGAGGGAGAGUGAUCCUAAACCGUAUGAAUAUUCAGUCUGUUGGGUUAUCUUAUUCAGCCAUCAGAGUAUUCAUAGAAUCGGAAUCAUAGCACAGGAGAUCUUACAGCCAAUCAAGUCUACAUCAAGCUACUUCAAGGCCAAUCCACUUGGUCUCACAGUUGCCUUUCAUUUUGUUAAAAACAGCACUUUGCCAACAGCUUUACAGCUUCAGGGUAACACCAACAUUCCUCAACCAGCACUGAAGUAUGUUUAGAACAAUUGUUCAGCAUUUCCCUUCUCUUGCUCCACUUCCAGUUCUUUUUACAUUUAGGUAGUGCUGCUCAGACAAUUAUUUUUGUCAACUAUUCCUGCCAGUUCUCUUAACAUAUUUGACUGUACAAGAGGCAUUAAUGCCUUUCUGUUAGCAGAAGCAUUUUACAGGAUUCUCUGAUUUAAAAUACUGACCCAUCCAUGAACACUAUCCCGGACCACACUAGUGUCCAUGGAACUGAAUAUGAACAGGAGAAAGUUGAUUCAGGUAAGGAGCGGUGUGAGUUGGAAGUAAUCUAAGUGUCAAUUUAAUCGAGCAUCCAAAUAAUAAAGCCACUGAACUCCCACUAGGUGGGUAACUAGAUUCAACAUCUCUGUUCCCAACAAUUUUUCUGUUGGGAGGGUUAUGUUGGAUUAGAUUCACUGAAGUUAUUUCACAAAUGCCACUGUAUUGAGAAUAAAAGUGGGCAAUCUUUAAAAGGUACUCAUAGUUCUUCCCGUGAUGUUUAGUUUUGCUUAUUUGGAAUAAGUUUGGCCAGCCUCACUUCCUGAUGAGCAAAGGUCCCUAGCACGAAACUGUCCCUAAUUUGGCAUUCAACGACUAUUUUCAGUCUUUCAUGAUGUGGGAAACAAUGAAAAGUGCAUGGAUAUCAAAAUGUCACUUCUAUUCUCCAUCAGCUUCACAGACAAGGGAUUGAAGUUGGGACUUUACGGCCUUGCUGCAUUUAGUAAUAUUGACAAUUCUUUUAAAGCAUAAUUUAAAAAAAGAAUUCUACAGUCAUAAAUGAAUUAUGUCAACUGUAACUGCCACAAUAUGGACAGGUGAUACAAUGAGCCUGGGAAAUUCCCAGCAUUGAUCUGGGUUCAGCAGUUGGGAAGUCACAAUUGGCCUUCAGUAUCUCUGAGGCAAUAUGGAAAACAUUCCUGAGGUUGGACCUUUCUGAUCCAGAAGAACCUGGCAUUCACACAUUUUGGGACUGAACUGGGCGUGUGUUCAGUUACCCUGUAUCUUCAGGGUGCAAAAAUUACCACUGCGUGUAUAGUCUGCUGAGGAGAGUAAGGUAUUUUGUCUCAGCAAUAUCUUGUAUGCAAUAAAUGGACGGCAAGGAACGUAGAGCUCCAUUGCAGCUUUGGUUGUGCCAUAUUGCGUUGGAAGAGGUUUGUAUUGGAACACAGGCACGUGCUGCCCCUUUCUGUUGCCUUUGUAUAAUCAGGAGCUUUUUGUUUUGACAGGUUCUCUUGUAAGCAACUGUUUUUGUAAGAUUACAUAUAUAUAUGUCAAUAAAAUGUAUGUUUUUACUAUAUA